AUGCCUACUGAAGGCGAGGAGGAAGAGAAUACAACAACAAAUGACGAUGGUCCAAAAUACAAAAUAUCCAGUUUUCUUUUUGGUAAUGUUAAUAAAGAAGGACAAAUUGAAGAAUAUCAACAUGAUAAUGAAUUAAAAUCGAUUAAUGAUUUGGAUAGAUGUCAUGUAAGAGAAGUGGAAGAAACUGCUACACAUGUACUUUCUGACAAUAGUAAUAAUGACAACAAUCCUAUACCAUCUGUACAAUCAGAUGAUGGCAGUAAUCAACUGUUGACAACUUCUAAUUCAAUGGAUUAUUAUAAUGAACAAGAAGUAAUAGCUGAAGAACUUGUAGAAAAUGUUUUGCACACUAUGAAACCUGAGAAGAUUAAAGAGGAUGAUUACGAUUCAUGUGAUGAUACAGAACUUGGAGCUAGUCAAACACCAAAAGGCGAAUCUGAUCCAAAGUCACUACCAACUGAAGAGAGGCAAACUUCACCUCAAGAAGAAAAAAAUACAACAACUGUUCAAUUAUCAUCUUCUAGUGAAUCUUCAUCACCCAACCAUCAGGUCAAUAUGAUGGAGGCGGCGGCUAAUCAUGAGCAGACAACUGGAGAAGAAAUACUAGAGGCGUCAUCAUCACCAACAUUGUUAUCAUCAUCAUCGCCUGCUGAGAUGAUGAUCUCUCCAUACAAAUUAAUGAGUUAUGCUGAUAUUAGUGUUUCAGAGGAUGCAACACUUAUCAUGCCGCCUCCAUUGCAUCCUGCACCUCUUUCAGUCUCACGGUCAAAUCAAGUUAAGCCUGUUUAUUCACGAAAUCUUGAUUCACCAAUCUGUAGUCCAAUUGCUGUUACCUAUCAUUCACAUUCAGAAUGCACAAGAAGUCCAAGUUAUUCACCGUCUUCUCUACAAAGUCAUGAUAAUAAUAAUAGUGAUAAUGGCCUGAUGAAUACACCUUUGGGUAGUCUUAUGCCAGUAGAAUAUGCAAAUGUUGACAUUAAAGAACUUUUCCCUGCAUAUGAUCCAGGAAAAACACCCUUAUGGGGACGGUUAUUUCGAUUGCCACAUCCAUUGGGUGUCUAUCAUGAAUACAUUGAACGUUAUGCGUAUAUGGAAGAGAUGCUAUCACACAGAUUGUCAAGAAGUGAUCGUCAACAUCUUAUAUAUGAUGGAAUUUUAGAUCUUGGAGAAAUCCCCUUACCAGAAGAUAUUAUCUCUAAUGAUGAAGUUGUGGAGUUGAACACCCCACCAACACCAGGAUUGGAUUAUUUAGCUGGCAGUGAAACAUCAUGGUGGCGUAGAGCAUUUAAAACUGCUCUUGAAGAAUUAUUGAAUCCUAAAAAUGAAAAGACUGAACAAGAUGACAAUUAUAAUAAUGAUAAUAAGAAUAAGAAUAAAAAGGAAUUUCAACAACAACGACAGCAACACCAACACCAACAGUUAUACUUAGAUGAGAAUAAUAAUAAAAGCCAUGAAAUAAGCGAUUCAGAUUACAAUGAUACAGAUAGUUAUAUUGGUUGGCGAUUAGGACCUGCAAAAUAUUGGUAUGAUCAAUUAGGCCUACCGCUGGAUAUCAAUAUCUCUGAAUGGACAGAAUGGAGACGACCGUUACCAACUACUGUGAACUGUAAUAACAGUAGUAUGACGAUGACAACACCAACAGCAACCGCCGAUGAGCCUGUUGAGAGUGCAGAUAAUGAUAAGAAUAAUUCUAUCGAUAUGCAUAAAUCAGUUAGUGAUUCAAAUUGUCCGGCAGUGAUAAAAAAAGAGAAUAAUACUGAUAAUACCACCACACCUACAACGACAACAACAACAACGACUGCUGCUACUACUCUGCCGAAUGGGAAUUUUUCACUUCAUGAAUGUCACAAACAAGAUCCAGAUGAAUCAUUGGUUCUUUCACCUCCAACACCACGUAAGAAUAACUCACGAACAUUGUCAUCGGAAGAUAUUCAUCAGCCGAAUCACUUUUAUCCGCAUCAAUUAUUGAAUUGGGAAGAUGACAUUAUCUAUGAUCCUCAAUUGAGUGCUGCUAAAAUUUCUACUUAUUCCCGGUUAAAUGCUGCCUAUGCCGGUUGGAUACCAUCACAGCAUUGUCGUACUAUGUCAGCAUUUCAAGAUGCCUAUCAGGGGAAAUUUCCCUUCAUUUUAAACUCGAAAACAAUCAAUGGUAUUACAUCGUCUUCAUCGUCUGCUUCGUCAACAACUACACUAAUCAUGGAAAGUUUGCUGAGUCGUCGGCAUUCAACAGCAAGAAAGAACACAAUCCAUUCAAAUCCUCCCCCACCGCCUCCGCCUCCGUAUUCAAUAUUUCCAGUUGAAAAUCAAGCUAUCCUAAAAGAUACCUGGAUUCAUGAUAUCAUUUAUGAUUGUGAUCUACCAGUUGAUCAACAACCUCCACCAUUUCUCCUGACAUUAGAUCAAAAUGAUGAAACAUGCAUUCUAGAACCGAUAAAUGAUGCCAGUAUUGCUACAACCCUAUCGAUUAUACGUAGUCAACGACAGAAACGACUGAUGAAUAGUAGAGGUUUAGAAGGUGAAACAGACAAUACCACUGGAGAUAUGUCUACAAUAGGCAAUAUUAAUAGUAGUAGUAUUAGUAGUAGUGGUAUUAAUAAUAAUAACAAUAUUAAUAGUAGUAAUAAUAAUAGUAAUAGUAAUAUUCGUGGUAAUAUUCAAGAUGCCAGUUGGUCUAAUUCAAAUCAAAUGAAUGAUACAGGUGAUAAUAACAACAAGUUGAAUAGUAAUAUGGGCACAAUGAAUCGUACUAGUCUUCAAGUGAACUUUGGUUUAGCCUCUACGCGUGGUAUGUUCACUGGUGCGUUAGCUAAAGCUGAAAAAGGCGCAGAAAAAGUGAAAAUGAUUUUGGGUAAACAUGGUCUUUUAGCCGAGGACGAUUGGCAACCAAAUCAAUCAGAGAAACUAAUGACUGCAGAUAAUGAUAGAGGAGUAGUAGAUCAACUUCAAGAGGCUGGUGAAUUCAAUUCAGACAGUGGUAAUGCUGCUUUAGCGUCAGCUGCAGCCGCUGUCUCUGGUAUCCCACCAAAAGAUCCAUUAAAUUUAUCCAAUGAUGAAUAUUAUGCCAUUCGAAGCGGUGCACUAGCUUUAGGCGGUCUAGCACGAUGUGGUCCACUACAGCAUAGUACACCGGCUGUGGAAUUAUGGCCACCAUUUUUCCCAACAUUUAUGAGUCCGUUACGCCUACGUCAGUUUCAUAGAGUUCCAUUGAAAAGAUAUCUUCGUGGUCCAAUGUCACAGUUCAAUGUACCCUUUCCUGUGACUAAUCUCACACGUCAUAUCCAUCGUAAAAUGCGUGAAAGAGAAGAUGAACGAGCUGCUACAGGUGGUGGUGAAAUUUUCUUCAUGAGAAAUCCUGGAGAUUUAUCUGGAGCUGAUGGAGAGAUUGUUUUAUUUGAAUUUUCUGAAGAAUACCCUCCAUUGAUGGCACAGGUUGGUAUGGCUACAAGAAUAAUAAACUACUAUCGUCCAUUAGUGCCAAGAGAUAGAUCCCUUUCACCAUGUCCACAUGCUUACAAUGAACCACCUGAACUACCGUAUGGUUCACUUGUUUACGUUGGAGGUUCUGAUAGUCCAUUUCUUGGAGUUAUUCGACCCGGUGGUUGUUUACAGACUGUUGAAAAUAGUAUGUAUCGUGCACCAAUCUAUCCGCAUACACUUUCCAAUACUGAUUUCUUAUUAAUACGUAAUCGUAAUGGGAUUAGUAUACGUCGGAUAGCCAAUGCAUUUACUGUUGGUCAAGAAGUACCCCUAAUGGAAGUCCCUGGUCCAAAUUCAAAACGUGCUAACAAUUUUGUACGUGAUUUUCUACAAGUAUUCAUCCUGCGCUUAUUCCUACGUAGUACAGAUGAACCGAAACGUAUUAAAAUGGAAGAGAUUCGUAAAGCUUUUCCAAAUCAUUCAGAAAGUAGUGUCAGGAAACGAUUGAAAAUCUGUGCUGAUUUUAAACGUACUGGUUCUGAUGCAAGUUGGUGGGUUCUACGCUCUGACUAUCGAUUACCAUCAGAAGAGGAAGUCCGCUAUCUUGUUUCACCAGAAGACUGUUGUGCACAUUACAGUAUGCUGGCGGCUGAAUUACGUCUGAAAGAUGCUGGUUACGGUGAAAAGUGUCUAUUUGUUUUGGAUGAAAAUCAAGGCGAAGAAGAAGAAGAUAAAGAAGGUCAACCUAAAAUGGAAGAUGAGGUGAGAGCUGCACCAUGGAAUACAACACGAGCGUAUUUAGCUUCACAACGUGGUGGUUGCUUCCUUGAAUUACACGGAGCUGCUGAUCCAACUGGUUGUGGUGAAGCUUUUUCCUAUUCUAAAACAUCAGCUAAACCUGGUGCAUUAUUUAGACAAGCCGGUGGGGAAGUGGCUAGAGGAUUAUUAAAAGGUAAACGUACUGUCACUGGAACUGAUGCUGAUUUGCGUAAACUGCAUCUACGUGAUGCACGUGCUUUAUUACGUUCAUUUGGGAUUAGUGAAGCUGACUUGAAGACAUUUAAACGUUGGGAAAUCAUUGACAUGGUUCGUUUCACAUCGACUGAACGAGCUAAACAAGGCGAAGAAGAAGGUUCAGCAAAAUUCGCUCGUGGUAAUCGCUUAUCAAUGAGUGAACAAAUUCGUUGUUAUAAAGAAGAAUGUCAGCGAAUAUUUGAUCUACAAAAUCGUGUCCUGUCGAAUCCAGAACUGUUAAGCUCUGAUGAAGAGAUGAGCAGUGAAGAUGAUGAAGAUGAAGUCACCGGGACUGAUGGUGUUGGUGGUCAUCGAUCUACAGGGCUAGGUGGGCAUAGUUCCAGUGGACCGAGUAAUUCCAUAGGCGGUGUACGUCUGUCCAGUCUAUCGUCAUCAGCUCGUUCUUAUGCACAAGUUAGUCGUAAUAUGGAAUCGUUAAUGUCUAAUCGGAUAACAUCUAAAGAGUUAGACAGUAAAGGUGAUGAUAAGGAUCGAAGUAAACUGAAAAGAGCUUUAGAAGGCAGUGAUUCAUUACCAGGAACAAAACGACCACGUAAAACGAAUCAGUUACAGCUGAAAGAGGCUGACUUAUCCAGUACAGAAUGCAAUGAAGGCAGUACAAGUGGGAAUACAGUGUAUGAUGCUAGUGCUACUGCCGCUGGAACAAUUCUUGACUUACAACCACCAUGGCCAAAUGCCAAUAAGAAAAUGUUACGCAUAAUGCGUACUUAUUCAGAAGACGGGCAUCAGUACACACGAACGGAAUUAGUACCAUGGUCACCGGUUGUAGAAAUCUACUUGAAAAUUCGUCAAACACGUGAUGAUGAUUUUAUUCAUAGCUUUGUUGACUCAGAUGAUCACUUUCGCGAGCAACAGAAGAAAGAGAAACGAAGAUUACAGGAUCAAUUACGUCGUCUUCGUAAACAACAACAAAUUAUCCGAGAACGUGGUGGUGUUGGCAGUGGAGGGGUUAUGCCCGGUAUGAAGUCUUCAUUAGGAUUGGGCAAUAAAGCGAAUCGACAUAGACGGCAUAAAACACUGACAGAGGCGUUGAUUAAAAUGCGUUGUGGUGCAUGCGGUCAAAUGGGUCAUAUGCGUACUAAUAAAGAGUGUCCAAUGUAUGGACGUGGUGGCGGUAGUACCUCUGCAUCUCUACAGAAUGAUGUAGGUGUCCGAAGAACAACAACAACAUCAACUACAGAACGUGGUCAACUACGUUCACAAACCUCUCUGCGUAAUCUAUCGCGUUCAAUUGAUGACUUGGGCAAUACAAAGCUAGACGAUAGAGGAGAAUUAAGCUUCUUAGAGGCUAGUUGUUAUACUGGUCGAAAAUUAGAACCUGAAACGAUAGCAGCAGCACAAGCAUUAGCCUCUCGACCUGUAUGUGAAUUGUUAGCAGAACAAGAAGAAGAAGAAGAAGCAGAAAAGGCUAAUUAUGGUCAUGGUACGGAGAAUCUUGAUGAUAGACAUCAUAGCAAAGAUUCAGAGGAUUUUGAUGAAUCAUCUAUGCAUAGUGCUCUUGGAGAGAAUGAUAUGACGGUUGAAGGAACUAAGCUAAAACUUCACUCUGGUUUAACGAAAUACAUUAAAGAACAAAAUCGUCGUAAUCUAAAGCUGAAAAUACGUCGUCAGUUGUUAGAUCGUUUGGAUGCUGCAGCUGCUGUUGUCCAGUCGGCGGUUAAUUCAAGUCGACGUGGAGCAAUGGGUGCUGGUCGUGGUGGUGGUGGAAGAAAUCGACGCUCCAGUAUGGGUAUUAAUGAUGAUGACUUUCCGACAAGUAUCAAACAUCGUGGUAAUCGACGGCGUAUUGAUCCUCGUGUUGCGCUGAAUCAUAUUUUUGAAGGAAUCUAUAAGGGUCUUACUCAAAUACCCGGUUAUAAAAUAUUUAUGCAUCCAGUGAAAGAGAAAGAUUUUCCUAAUUAUUAUUCACAAAUUGAUACUCCAAUGGAUUUAUCUCAGAUACGUAUGAAAAUCAAUGAGAAUAGUUAUGCUACACGUGAAGAAUUCCUAUCUGAUAUCCGAUUAAUUUAUACUAAUUCUUCAAAAUUCAAUGGUCGUUAUAGUGCCUAUACAGAGACAGCUAUGAAAAUGUGUUCCCAUGUAAUGGAACAAUUUUGUCAUAAAGAAUUAAAAUUAAUGCGAUUAGAGUCACUGGUGAAUCCUCUACUGGAUGAAGAUGAUCUUGUCGGUUUAAGUUAUCUUCUGCAACAGGCUAUUGAAGCUAUGCGUAGUGUUGAGCAUAGUCGACCAUUUCAUAUACCGGUGGAUAAACGACGAUAUCCUGAUUAUUAUAAAAUUAUCAGUAAUCCAAUGGAUUUAUCAACGCUUGAAAAAUUAGUUAAAGAAAAUCGAUUUCAUUCACGUGAUGAAUUUUUCGAACGGACAGAAUUAAUUCUAACCAAUUGUAUUACAUUCAAUGGUACUGAAAGUCCAUUAACAGAGAUUGCACAAAAAAUGCUACAAGCUGCACGUACACGUUUAGAACAAGAUAAAGAGACAUUAGAUACACUUGAAGCGAAUAUACGUAGUAGUCAUCUUGGAAAUGAAUCACAAAGUUGUCCAAAUGAUUCUAAUUCUCUCCUAUUAGAAGAUGAACAACAGCAACAACAAAAAGCCGCCAAUUCAAAAUCUAAAUUACUGAAGCGUAGACUAUCACCGUUAAAAUCGGUUAGUAAAGAAGAGAAACAAGAAGCAGGAGGAGAAGGAGAACAGGAAGAAGUUAAGAAAAAGUUGCUUGGAUCAAUCGAGAAGGACGACGCCUUCCCUCAGCAUCACCAUGAUGUUAGUUUCACUAGUUCUGAUGAUCAAACCAUAACAGCUGAGAAAUCAAUGACAAGCAAACCAGUAGAUAGUGGUGGAUGUGGUCGAUUAUUACGUCAACGAUCAAGUGGAGCUUGGUAUGGUGUUGACCUAGACUAUGAUGAUGAUGAUGAAUCCGACGAAGAUGGUGGUAAUGCUGCUGGAAGUGACAACGAUGAUGAUGGUGAUGCUGAUACUGAUGACGACGAUAAGUAUGCGCAUAAUAAACCAACAUCCUCUGCUAAACGAAUGCCUAUUCGUGGUGGUAGUGGUAGUCGUAGUACGACGUCAAAACAAUGGACGACAACAACAACACAAGUAGAUGACGAUGAUGAAAGCAAUGAAUUACUAUACACAUCAAAAUCGAAUCAGUCGAUGUCUAAACUUCAAGAUUCUGAACAUACAGAAGAUUCAAACUAUACAGAAGAAGGUAAUGUUCUUGAUGAGAAUUCUUCAUUUUAUGAUUGGAAUAGUCAAGAGGCGAUUAGCCGAACUAUUGUUGCUGCUGCCGACAAUAAUUCUCUCAGACAAACUGGACAUAAUCUAAGUGAAGCAAGCUCUCCGACAAGUGAGCAUACAGUUGAGGAGGAAGAAGAAGAGGAUGAGGAAGACAAUAUUGAUCGACAUGACAAUGAUGAUCACAGUAACCAUGGUUAUGAUGAUGAUAAUGAUGAUUCUCAACAAAUCAAUGAUUGGAACCAGUUCACCAGGGGAAGUAAUGUCGAAGAAGGCGAUGGCGAUGGCGAUGAUUAUCAUGGUGGAGUGUUAGAUUUUCGUUCUCAACAAGAUAAAUUUCCUACUUAUAUUGAUGAAGACACUCGUUUUUCUCUAGGUAAUGCAGAUAUGCCAGGAUCAAUCACCGGUGUUGGUGUUGGUGUUGUUGGUGGUGAUGUUAAUACAGUCGGUGGUCAUUUGGAUUAUUCUCAGCUAGAUUUAAAUGAUAAUGAUGAUGAUGAUUUAGUUGCAAAAGACUUACAGUUGACUGAUUCAGAUGAUGACAGUUGUUUAUCUGGUCAAGGCGGAGAAUUAUGCACUGAUGAGAAUGAUGGUGUUGGUCUAAAUCUGGUUGGCGAUGAAGAAGACGUUGAUGGCAGAGGUGCUGGUGGUGGUGCCGAGGGUGUUAAUACACAUGCUGAUUAUACAGGAUAUAAUCUAAGCAAUUCUCAAAUUAUGCCCCAAAAUGACUCGUUCUCAUAUGAUCAACACUGCCAACAAGAACAAGAGCAGCAGCAACAACAACAACAAAAUGACGAUAACAAUCCUGUCUCCUUUUUUAUCAGUGAUGAAGACGAUGACGACAGUUAG
Molecule: messenger RNA, 8535 nt
Organism: Trichobilharzia szidati
Lineage: Eukaryota; Metazoa; Platyhelminthes; Trematoda; Strigeidida; Schistosomatidae
Source: the annotation of a GenBank genome assembly